This is a messenger RNA of Corylus avellana, 2221 nucleotides long. Its product is annotated as E3 ubiquitin-protein ligase DA2L. The record is from RefSeq and is a predicted model, not a curated record. Gene Ontology annotation, cellular component: cytoplasm. NCBI's taxonomy places the organism in Eukaryota, Viridiplantae, Streptophyta, Magnoliopsida, Fagales, Betulaceae.
GCAGCGCGUGGAGAGAGGAAGCGGUGGGGCUUCCAUGAAAAGUUUUGGUUGCGGAUGGAUGAUUCUUUCCUCGUCUACUACUCCACCGUCCGUGCCUUGCUUCCUUACAUCACCACAUUUCCAAAAGUCUCCGUCGGAUAGACCGCACAGAAGCCGAUACACGAAGAAACGAACACACAAAUUUAUACAUAUAUCUAAAAGCACAAAUACGGCUAUUAAAUCAUUAUUAUAAUUCCCUCUCUCUCUCUCUCUCUCUCUUUCUCUCUCCUUAAAUUGCCGGAGAAGGUUCUGUUCCUGUUCUUCUUGCCACAUCUCUACCGCAGAGAGACUCUCUCUGUCUCUGUCUCUGUCUCUCUCUCUCUCUCUUGAGUCGCGCUUUCUCGAGGCUUCUAGCGGUGCUUUCUCGGCAACGAGAUGAAGCGGUUUGAAGCUUAGAGUGCGUUAUAUCGUAGGAAUCAUAGCCAAUUGCGCCUGAGAGUUUUUGUAAUUCGGAAAAUUAGGGUUUUUCGAGGACUGUUGGGGAUGGGUAAUAAGCUUGGGAGGAGAAGACAAGUGGUAGAUGAGAAGUACACCAGACCGCAAGGACUGUACAAUCAUAAGGAUGUAGAUCAUAAGAAGCUUCGGAAGCUAAUACUAGAAUCUAAGCUUGCUCCAUGCUUUCCUGGAGACGAAGAAUGCAGUUGCGAUCAUGAAGAGUGUCCUAUUUGCUUUCUGUAUUAUCCGAGUCUUAACCGGUCACGAUGUUGCUUGAAAAGCAUCUGCACAGAGUGUUUUCUACAGAUGAAAGUUCCCAAUUCAACUCGUCCUACACAGUGUCCUUUCUGCAAAACUGCAAAUUAUGCUGUGGAGUAUCGAGGUGUGAAAACGAAGGAAGAAAAGGGCUUGGAGCAGAUUGAAGAGCAACGCGUUAUAGAAGCAAAAAUUAGGAUCCAGCAGCAGGAACUUCAGGAUGAAGAAGAGAGAAUGCUGAAAAGGCAAGAAGUUAGCUGUUCAAGUGCAAAUAUGGCACCUGUGGAGGUUGAAUAUUGCUCAGUAGCAGUUCCAUCUUCUAGGUCUCCUGUUGAAAGUGAGGAAAUUGUUGCUUCUUUGGACUCAUCUCCUUCCCCAAUGAUUAGAGCACCUCCACUCCCGCCCCCACCGCCACUUCCUAGGACAAACCGGGACGAUGAUUUUGACGUGGAUCUUGAGGACAUAAUGGUCAUGGAAGCAAUUUGGCUUUCCAUUCAGGAAUAUGCUCGCCCAAAGUUUCUGCAUGUGAGACACAAACAUGCUUUGUGUUUCUAUGAGGAGAACAGCAGACAAAGAAAUCCGGUGUAUAGUGAUGUUCUUUCUGAGCAAUAUGCCCUUGAUCACAAUGCCUCACCUGCCAUGGGUCCACCAGCUGGAUCAUCCUCUUCCCCAUCUGGUGGUCUUGCUUGUGCCAUAGCGGCCCUUGCAGAGCGUCAGCAAAUCCCCGACAGAAAUAUUUCAGCUCCUCAAGCUGGCAGGUUUUACAACAGGGUGGAUGGAGAUAUCGAAAAUUACCCACCUGCAGAUAGAGCCACUGAGUCAUCAACUGAUGGUAGGAUGACAAUGGCAAAGGAUGACAGAGAAUGUUACGGGGACCGUGGAUCAGAUGUGGCUGAAGCCGGCACCAGCUACGCGAGCUCUGAUGGCACAGAAGACGCUGCUGCAUUGCCACUGCCGGAUGAAAUCGAUGACAGCCUUCAAAAUGUCCCAGAGCCCAUUAUUCCCGAGAGUUUCGAGGAACAGAUGAUGCUGGCUAUGGCGGUUUCUUUAGCCGAAGCUCGAGCUAUUGCUAGCGGACCUGGCGUUUCCUGGCAGUAGUAAUAGGUGUAGCUACUAGUGAUAGUGUUUCUGUUACAGAUAGCGCUGGCCAUGGCUGUUUAGCUAGCUGAGUCUUGAUCGAGUGCCCAUGCCCAAGGAGCUGCAUGAAACUUGCUCGGGGUUCAAGGUAGUGAUGAUUCUCUUCCCCCCUUUACUCUUUUAUCUUUCUAUAUGCAGAUGUGAAUGGAAAAUGGAUUCUUCUAGGGAAUGCAUGUUGGCUUAUGCUAUUAAAGUGAUUCAUAUACCCCUCCUUUUUGGGUCUUGUAUUUUUCCUGUUAGCCGACAUUGACAAUCGGAGAAACUGGAGAAUUAGGACCCUGGUGGGAAUUGAUUUGCAUGUUAAAAAGAUUCUAAAGAGGAUCAACGCUAUAAAGAUAUACAGCCACCUUAUUCA